Ictidomys tridecemlineatus (thirteen-lined ground squirrel) is the source of this 4010-nucleotide messenger RNA. It is a transcript of the gene Fitm1, whose product is annotated as fat storage inducing transmembrane protein 1. The record is from RefSeq and is a predicted model, not a curated record. Gene Ontology annotation, cellular component: endoplasmic reticulum membrane. Gene Ontology annotation, biological process: lipid droplet organization; phospholipid biosynthetic process; lipid storage. Lineage: Eukaryota; Metazoa; Chordata; Mammalia; Rodentia; Sciuridae. Gene Ontology annotation, molecular function: coenzyme A diphosphatase activity.
AUUGUUUAUUAACUGAGCCUUGCACCAGGGUCUCCCUGUCAAACUCAGAAACUUCCCAGGAGACAGCAGAAGAUAAGCACAGUUUUUGUUACAGCCCAGGAAUACUGUGAAUAGCUCUGUUCUGGAGCUGCUCCAGUCUUCAUAAGAGGUGGUGAGUGAACACAGAGCCAGAGAAAACCCCAUCUGGACGCCUACCACUCAGAACUUCAGGCCUCAGAGGAAACUGAAGGCUGAGUGAGAUUGUUUCACAUCUGGCUCUGACGAGAUCUUUCCCCACAGCAUGUCUUGCUCUCUAAGGCAAUUUGGAAACCCAGGUGUACACUUCCAGGGGUUCUCACAGCAAAGGGUAAAAGGGGUACCUAUUUAAAAGCCAGAUAGGUAUGGUGUGUUUUUGUUGUGAGGUGAGGUCUCACCACUUCACCCAAGCUGCUCUCAAACUCCUGGACCCAAGUGAUUCUUCUGUCUCAGCUUUCCAAGUAGCUGAGAAUACAGGAGUAGCCAUCAUGCCUGGCCCCAAAUAGAUACUAUUAAAAGAUAACUGUCCAGUUCCUCAGCCUCUACAUGUUCUUAUUCCUUAGAUUAAUCUACCUAGUGUGAAACUAUCUUGCCAGAUCUCCUUUCCCACCUGCACUUUCAGUCCUCCUGCAUUACUUCACCCCCAGGAUCCCUCCCAGCUCACCCAGAAUCUAUUAAUUCCAGGAUGCCAAAUUAAGAGGCAAAUUAAAAUCAGUAUCCCCAAAGCCUCAUCUGAUCAAGGUCUCAGGGACCAUCCAUCCUCUCAGGCAUUUUCAGUAUAAUUUUAUGUUAUUGAACUGUGUAAACUGUUUUUAAUACUAAUUGUAUAUUUUGUACUACUAACAAUUAUAAUGCAAAUUCAGUCCAGAAGGAAAAAAGUUUUAGGACUUCAUGAUCACAGGAAAAAUUUUUAAUUAAAUUUUAAAUCAUAUGCUUUUUUGCAAAGAAUGUGACAAAUGGCCAAUAAAAGACUUUCCAGCAUAAAAACAUUAAGAUAAAUUCUGUGGGGAAUAUAGAAAAGAAAUAUGAUCUCUGAUUUAAUAUCUUCUCACAUGUUUUUAAAGUGGAUAAUGAUGAGAUAUUUCAUUACUGUAGUGUUUAGAUUCCACUGGAAAACUUUAAAAGAGUGAUAUAGGGCUGGCGAUGUAAUUCAGUUGUAGAGCACUUGCCUAGCAUACAUGAAGCCCUGGGUUCCAUCCCCAGUACUGCAAGAAAAAGAAAAGUGAUAGCUUUAUUUUCAAAUGUCAGCAGAUAAAAUACACUGGAAGCUAUGUCUUUUUCAACUAUUCAGAAUCACAAAUGGAACAUUUCAUGUCCAACUUAAAAAAUGUGUGAGGAGGUCUGUGGGUCUUCAAAAUUCUUAUAGUGUCUGAGCAAAGAGACAUGAAGGCCACUCUGUUGAAGUUUGGGAUUUUAGGAUUUGGAAGGUACUUCACUGAUUAUCUAAUCUAUCUUGAUCAAUUUAUAGAUGAGGGCCCUGAGUACAGAGAAGGAUUGGCAGAUUUUCCCAAAGUCAAAGUCACUGUUACGACACAACCUGGGGAAACUUGCUCAUUUAUUUCACUGCCUCAUGGGCCUCUACUGUGCUCUGAAAGCCCACCAUCAGUUUUGAGGAAUGAAGAAGGAAGACAAAAAAAGUGAUCUUGAAAUAGUUACUGAAUAACAGGGACUUCUUGGGUCAGUUGCUCUCUUGCUGCUCCAGCCCAGUGGUGGGUUUAGGAGGCCCAGACUGGCAACCCUGAGGCAACCCUGAGGCUCAGGGUAAUUGGUUGAGGACAAAACCUAAAGUUUUUGUUUGUUUGAUUUUGGUAUUGGGGAUUGAAUCUAAGGCUACUCUACCACCAUGCUAGAUCUCCAGCCCUUUUUAUUUUUUAUUUAAGUUGCUGAGUCUGAUCUCUUAAUUUAGGAUCCUUCUGCCUCAGCCUCCUAAAUCACUGGGAUUAUAGGCUUGUACCACCACAUCCAACUGAAACUAAAGAUUUUGUUUAUUUGUUUUGUUUGGGGUAUCAGGGAUUUAACCCAGGGGUGCUUUACCCCCACUGAGCUACAUCCCCAACCCUUUUUUGAGUCAGGGUCUCACUUAAUUGCUUAGAGCCUUGCUAAAUUGCUGAAGCUGGCCUCAAAUUUGCCAUCUUCUUGCCUCAGCCUCCCUAGUCAGUAAGAUUAUAGGUAUUCACUGUCACACCUGAGUAAACCUAAUGUUUUGAAGAAUUUUCCAGACUGGGGAUUUCUUUUUUUCUAGGGUCACCUGUGCCCCUGUGACCUGAGAAACCCUCAUCUUUGGGGUUCUGAGAGUCUAACCUGGGCUACUAAUCAUUUCACACAAUAUGCCUUUCUCAGAACAUUUGAAUUUCUUCUGUUGGUCGUCAUCAUAAACACAAAUGGUGCCCCAUCAGAUGUGCUCCCUUGUGCAUUCAUUGCACAACCAUUGGUUUGCACAGCAGCCCUGGGCUAAAUUAACCCUUUAGAGCCCCCUCAGUCCAGGGGUCACAGUUCACUGAAGUGGACACCACAGUUGAUAGGCUUUAUGCAACCUGAAGAGGACACUAUUGUGCACACCCACCUUGCUUCCCAGAACCCCAGGAGAAGGACUAGACCACACUGAUAAUAAGGCAGACACAGAUUUGUUUGAAUGACUUUUAAAAUUUGGUUAGUUUUAACUUCAUGACCUCUUUUUUCCCUGUGGAGUUGGGUACAGAGUAGAGGGAUUUGGGAUGACCAAACUAAGGCAGGCACACUCAAGCAGGCUGUAGACAUGACAGCCCUGAACAGUAGGCCUGGUCCUGAGACAUGAAUUAGAAUGUAGUUGGAGGGAGCUAAGGACACAGGGCUAAUAGGAAAGGACUCAGGCUGCUGUCAGGACACACACUAUCACACACCCGAGGCCAGGACCCUGCUGACGUGACAGCCCUUCACCCUGGCCCCUUACUACCCCCCCGCCCCUCUCCCCCGCCUGCCAGCUGCCAACAGGGCUCUGCCCUGUGUCUGCCACACCUGUCACUGCCUGUCCUUGCCCCAGCGAGGAGGGGGGCCCAUCAGCCCCUCCUCAGCUGCCCAGCAGAGCAGGCAGUUAGUGGGGAGGGGAGGGAACAUGGAGCGGGGGCUGGUGGUGGGGGCAGGGCCGGGGGCUGGGACCCGAAUCCGGGCACUGCUGGGCUGCCUGGUGAAGGUGCUCCUCUGGGUAGCUUCUGCCUUGCUGUACUUUGGAAGUGAACAGGCUGCCCGCCUUCUGGGAAGCCCCUGCUUACGGCGCCUCUACCAUGCCUGGUUGGCAGCGGUGGUCAUCUUUGGGCCCCUUUUACAGUUCCAUGUCAACUCUCGGACUAUCUUCGCCAGCCACGGCAACUUCUUCAACAUCAAGUUUGUGAAUUCAGCCUGGGGCUGGACAUGCACCUUCCUGGGGGGCUUUGUGCUGCUGGUGGUGUUCCUGGCUACACGGCGAGUGGCAGUGACUGCCAGGCACCUGAGCAGACUGGUGGUGGGGGCAGCAGUGUGGAGGGGGGCCGGCCGGGCCUUCCUGCUCAUCGAGGACCUGACUGGUUCCUGCUUCGAGCCUCUGCCCCAGGGCCUGCUGCUUCACGAGCUACCUGACCGCCGCAGCUGCCUGGCUGCAGGCCACCAGUGGCGGGGCUACACCGUCUCUUCCCACACUUUCCUGCUCACCUUCUGCUGCCUGCUUAUGGCUGAGGAAGCAGCAGUGUUUGCCAAGUACCUGGCCCAUGGGCUGCCUGCUGGCACCCCCCUGCGCCUGGUCUUCCUGCUCAACGUGCUGCUGCUGGGCCUCUGGAACUUCUUGCUGCUCUGUACCGUCAUCUAUUUCCACCAGUACACUCACAAGGUGGUGGGUGCCGCGGUAGGCACCUUUGCCUGGUACCUUACCUAUGGUAGCUGGUAUCAUCAGCCCUGGUCUCCAGGGAGCCCAGGCCAUGGGCUUUUCCCUCACCCCCGCUCUAGCCGCAAGCAUAACUGAAAGAAAUAAAGGCACAUCAGGCCUA